CUCUAGGUUUUUAAUUCCUCAUUUCGAUCCAUACCCACUUUUCCUUUCUUUUUGAUCUUCUCUCUCUAGCGAUGUCUCUCUCUAAAAUUUUGGCGGAGGAGUCUCUUCCGGGUGGGUACCGAUUUCGCCCUACUGACGAAGAACUCAUCAAUCACUAUCUGAAGUUGAAGAUCAACGGCGAUGAGAAGCAAGUCAGUGUUAUUCGAGAGAUCGAUGUCUGCAAAUGUGAACCCUGGGAUUUGCCUGAUAAAUCGGCAAUAAAGACGACCGAUGAAGAGUGGUUCUUUUUCUGUCCUAAAGAUCGCAAGUAUCAGAAUGGGCAGCGACUGAACAGAGCGACUCUGGCUGGGUACUGGAAGGCCACGGUAUUUUGAUGGAUAUGGAUAUCAUGGAACAUCAUUUGAGCAAACAUAUCGAUGUUACCCUGCAUUUUUUAUUGAUAAG
Messenger RNA from Camellia sinensis, 444 nucleotides. The record is from RefSeq and is a predicted model, not a curated record. NCBI's taxonomy places the organism in Eukaryota, Viridiplantae, Streptophyta, Magnoliopsida, Ericales, Theaceae.